This is a messenger RNA of Synchiropus splendidus (mandarinfish), 852 nucleotides long. It is a transcript of the gene ormdl2, whose product is annotated as ORMDL sphingolipid biosynthesis regulator 2. NCBI's taxonomy places the organism in Eukaryota, Metazoa, Chordata, Actinopteri, Syngnathiformes, Callionymidae. Gene Ontology annotation, biological process: intracellular sphingolipid homeostasis; negative regulation of ceramide biosynthetic process; ceramide metabolic process. The record is from RefSeq and is a predicted model, not a curated record. The coding region runs from base 140 to 601 and encodes 153 amino acids. The transcript has 4 exons. Gene Ontology annotation, cellular component: endoplasmic reticulum membrane.
GCAAGAGGGGAGGGCGGGGUUACUAAAACAACAAGGAACUUCCUAGUUAGCCACUACAACAUCGAAGAUUCCUGCUUCCAUCGUGGCAUCAGUCACGUGAGGGUUUCUCAGAAGGUCUGACCUUCCUGUGGCGUCCAGGAUGAACGUGGGUGUGGCUCACAGCGAGGUCAACCCCAACACCCGGGUGAUGAACAGUCGGGGGAUCUGGCUCACUUACCUGCUGCUGACCGUUGCACUACACGUGGUCCUCCUCAGCAUCCCGUUCUUCACAGUGCCGCUGGUCUGGACCCUCACCAACGUCAUCCACAACCUGGUGAUGUACGUGUUCCUCCACACGGUGAAGGGAACUCCCUUUGAGACCCCAGACCAGGGCAAGGCUCGACUCCUGACACACUGGGAACAGAUGGACUACGGCGUCCAGUUCACUGCCUCCCGGAAGUUCCUCACCAUUUCUCCAAUCGUCCUGUACAUUCUGGCAAGUUUCUAUACCAAAUAUGACGCCACACACUUCUUCAUCAACACGGGCUCCCUGCUGAGCGUCCUCCUCCCCAAACUGCCACUGUUCCAUGGCGUACGAGUGUUUGGCAUCAACAAGUACUGACGCACUGGACCAAAGAUUCAACACUGGACUGAAGCACCAGAACUGUCGCUGGCUUCCCUUUUCCUCAGCUGUGCAGUGCUGAGCGGGACGUUGCUGCCGCAAGCUAGCUGGUGGUUAGUGAGCUGCGAGUGUGGGGGAAUGUCACUUUGCUGCUCCAUCCUGCGCUGUGUCGUUUUUGGGACCGUUUUUAUUGGGUCAUUCCUGUCAUGUGACUUGAUAUUUAACUGAUUGGAGAAUAAAGUAAGUGCAGA